Molecule: messenger RNA, 1265 nt
Organism: Andrographis paniculata
Lineage: Eukaryota; Viridiplantae; Streptophyta; Magnoliopsida; Lamiales; Acanthaceae
Product: transcription termination factor MTEF1, chloroplastic-like
Exons: 2
Coding region: 198-1088 (296 amino acids)
Biological process (GO): regulation of DNA-templated transcription
Molecular function (GO): double-stranded DNA binding
Source: RefSeq, a predicted model, not a curated record
ACGGGGCAAGACAUCUCACCCAAUCCGUUGAAAUCCGCAUGCAGCCAAUGAAGUUGGGUCGGGCGGCCACGUGUCGGCCACGUGACGGUUGCAGGAUCGGAUAAUGGCUGUACAACUAACUACCACAAUUCUGAAACUAGACCAAUUCCAGCUCCUUCUGUAAUUCUCUUCCACAACCACUUCACGGCGGAGACACCAUGCCGCCGUCGUUACGGCCGUUCAUGCGCGUCUCCUCUCCGAUAGUCGUCAUGAAUUCAGAACAGCGGAGCAAUCUAUUUACAGUCAAGCCAAAAACUGUCCUCCACCACCACCCGCUAUACCAAUCGACGCAUUCGAACCUCUCCUUCGAAUUCAAGGAAAAAAUCCUGUGCCUCGAAAUAAUUGGCGUCGAUUCCGGCAGAGCAUUAUCUCAAAAUCCGUCUCUGCACGCCGCCUCGCUGGAUUCGAUCCACGCCAUUGUUUCAUUCCUCCAAUCCAAAGGUAUCCACCUGAAGGAUUUAGGCCGAAUCAUCGGUAUGUGCCCCUCGCUUCUAACUUCCGACAUCAAAUCUGAACUCAAUCCGGUCUUCAAUUUCCUCGCAUACGACCUCAGAGUUCCGGAACAAAAUUUCAGAAAAGUAAUCACCAAAUGCCCUAGACUCUUAGUUUCGAGCGUCAGAGACCAAUUGAAGCCAGCUUUAUUUUACCUCCAAAGGCUAGGGUUCGAAGACCUGCACGCAUUAGCUUAUCAAGAUCCGAUCCUUCUGGUAUCGAGCGUGGAGAAAACUCUGAUACCUAAACUGGAUUACCUCGUCAGCUUAGGCUUCUCCAAAGCCGAUGCAGUGGAGAUGGUUUUGCGAUGCCCUGCGCUGUUCACCUUCAGUGUCGACAACAAUUUCAAGCCGAAAUUCGAGUAUUUUGUGGAAGAAAUGAAAGGCACACUGGAGGAGUUGCAGCAAUUUCCACAGUAUUUUACCUUCAGCCUGGAGAAACGGAUAAUGCCCCGCCACAUGGAGGCUGCGCAGAGAGGCGUAAAGGUUCCGCUGCCAUUGCUGCUCAAAAGCACCGACGAUGAAUUCACAGAAUUACUGUUAUGGCAGGGGGCCUGACAGAAUUGGACAAGUAUCUGCAAGUUUUUUUGGUCCAAAUUGUUUGGGCUUUCAAAACAUCGAGGCUCAAUGGGCCAUCUGAAGGCCCAUAUUCUUACCAGUGUAGUUGAGAAAAUUGGGAGGCCCACUUCCCUGCUUCCAUGGCUGAAGGGGAGCCACACGGAGUGUGUGACUCAA